AUUUGAGCGCCGUGGCUCCAGGGCAGAGCUGCGCAGGUCCUCGGUCUACAGCACCAUGGACCUGGUGCCCCAGCUGGAGCAUUACGCCAACUCCCUUCCACGUCAGAUGACAAAAAGCAGGCCGUCUCUUGAAACGCUCCGCAAGACAUUUGAAGUGGUGGAGGUGGAUGGAGGAGCCACCUCAGGCUCAAGCAGCCUACCAGCACCAGAUCUUGGAAACGAAGAGGCUGAAGGUCCCCCAGAGAAAGCUCCUGUUAGAUUCGGCUGGAUAGUUGGAGUCAUGGUUCGUUGCAUGCUGAAUAUUUGGGGAGUCAUCUUGUUCCUCCGUCUCUCAUGGAUCACCUCUCAGGCAGGCAUUGUGUUGACGUGUGUUAUAAUAUUGAUGUCUGUGGUGGUGACAUCUGUGACAACGCUAUCCAUUUCUGCCAUUGCCACCAAUGGGAGGGUGGUCUCAGGUGGGGCAUAUUUUAUGAUCUCCAGAACUCUGGGUCCUGAAAUUGGAGGACCAAUCGGGAUGGUUUUCUCCUUUGCCAAUGCACUGGCAUGUGCAAUGAACACUGUUGGUUUUGCAGAGGUUGUUCGGGAUCUAAUGCAGGAGUUUAAUGUCAUCAUGGUUGAUUCCAUCAAUGAUGUUCGUAUUGUGGGUGUGAUCACUGUCACCGUUCUUCUGCUUAUUUCACUGGCUGGUAUGGAGUGGGAGUCCAAGACCCAGAUUUUGUUCUUUCUUGUUCUUUUGAUCUCCUUUGCAAACUAUUUUGUGGGCACAGUGAUCCCUCCUAACAUUGAGAAACAAGCCGUUGGAAUCUUUGGAUACCGAGGUGAUGUCUUUGUAGAAAACCUAACACCAAACUGGAGAGGAUCCGAAGGAAGUUUUUUCCAAAUGUUUGCCAUUUUCUUUCCUGCUGCGAUUGGUAUUCUCUCUGGAGCCAACAUCUCUGGAGAUUUGAAAGACCCUGCUACCGCCAUCCCCAAAGGCACCCUGAUGGCCAUUUUCUGGACAACAAUCAGUUACCUGGGGAUAGCUGUAACUGUUGGGGCGUGUGUGGUUCGGGAUGCUUCCGGGAAUAAAAGUGAUAUCAUCAUUGGAAACAGCACUGAUGGUUGUCUGGGAYUGACAUGCAAAAUGGGCUGGAACUUCACAGACUGCAUCCAAUCCCAGUCCUGUAAUUAUGGGCUGGCCAAUAGUGUGAAGGUCCUGGGGCAGGUUUCUGGUUUCUACUACCUCAUCACUGCUGGUGUGUUUGCAGCCAGCUUGUCUUCUGCUCUUGGAUUCCUGGUCUCUGCACCAAAGGUUUUUCAGUGUCUGUGCAAAGACAAAAUAUACCCGUAUAUUAUAUUCUUUGCAAAAGGUUAUGGGAAGAAUAAUGAGCCCCUCAGAGCGUAUGUUCUUUGCUACAUCAUUGCRGUGGCCUUCAUUCUCAUCGCGGARUUGAACACCAUCGCAGCCCUGAUUUCCAACUUCUUCUUGUGCUCCUACUGUCUUAUAAACUUCAGUUGCUUUCACGCUUCUAUCACAAAUUCUCCUGGGUGGAGGCCAUCAUUUCACUACUACAGCAAAUGGACAGCUCUGUUUGGGGCAGUGAUCUCUGUGGUUCUGAUGUUUUUGUUCACCUGGUGGGCUGCCCUCAUCACCUUCUGUAUCAUCUUCUUCCUCUUUGGCUAUGUCAAUUACAACAAACCCAGUGAGUCCACAACAGUCACAGUUGAAAAUGACACGUUUGACUCCAACUACUGCUUGUGCAUCUUGAGGAUGAUGAAUGGACUGAACCUCUCUGAUGACUUUGAAUUUGAAGUAAAUCGAGGUUUUGAGCCAGAUGAGCCUGUGGAAAGCCAUGACGAGCAAACUAAUACAGARGAUGCAGCUGAUGAUGCGUCUGAUGAAGGUGAUAGGGAUCAGAUCAAGACAGUGUUUCAAAAUGAUCAGGGCAAGAAGACCAUUGACGUUUAUUGGAUCGCAGACGAUGGAGGUUUGACAUUGCUGGUGCCUUACYUGUUCACCAGGAGAAAACACUGGCACAAAUGUAAAGUCAGGGUUUUCAUUGUGGGAGAUGAGGAGAACAUGGAGGAGGGUCGCAACCAGAUGAUCGCCCUGCUGAAGAGGUUCCGUCUCGAUGUCAGUGACGUUGUAGUCAUGACCGACAUCGAUAAAUGUCCUCACUCCAAGAGUCGCAGAGUAAAGUGAGGCUGAAUGAAAUCAUUCGAAAGAAUUCACAACAUACCGCUCUUGUUAUUGUGAGCCUUCCGGUGCCUCAGAGUGACUGUCCCAGUGCUCUGUACAUGGCCUGGUUGGACACUCUGACCUGUGGUCUCCACUGCCCCGCUGUGUUAAUACGAGGAAACCAACAGAACGUCCUCACCUUCUAUUGUCAGUAAAUAAACUAUGAAGGAUGGAGGAGUCAUACAGAAAUGGAAAACUCAAUGCACUGAUUUUAAAUAACUCUGAAAUUGAUAAAUUCAAGUUGUAUGAUUUGCAAAAUUCUUAUAAAAUUUGUUAACAACACAUGCUAAGAUUCAUAGCUCCUGUUGAUCAUAAUAAUCUAAARUAUGCAGCUAAUCACAUAUUUUAAAGCUUUAAACAUUUAUUAUAAAUCAAAUUUAGCAAUGUAGGGUGMAUCAAAAAUGAUAGAUGAACAUGAGAACAUUGAUGAAAAUAAAGCAAUUCAAUUUACUGAGGUGUACAAAGUGAUUCCUGGUAUUGAUUCCUCGAGUAUAGGSCUACAGUCACACUGCAGGCAAAUGUGCCCCUAUGUAGUAUGUGGUACUAAAAUGAACAUAGGUUUUUCAAAGCAACCUCAGUCUGAAGAAAGAUGGAGCAUUUAAUUCAACUUUUACGUCAGUGAGGUGGGGUAAGCAGAUACAGAUACCUACAUUUUGCAGUUUAAAUAUUAGAAAUUUGCACAUCUUCAGCUACAGAACAGAAGUCCAGUUGCAUCAUCUUUUAUUUUAAGUUCCCAUGUCCUGGAUGACUGAGAAUCCACAGCAACAUAGGAUGGUAAUGUUAGUGUUGGGAUGUAUAGAUUUAGAAAAUAGUUUCAGCAUGUCACACCUAUUCAAAAAAUAUAAUGCUGCAUGUUAAAAGGCUAGAGGUUGCAUUUAAAGUAAAAUGUGAACAUCCACACAAAAAACAGUAAUAAACUACCACAAAAAUAAAAAUUAGAUUUGAGAAAAAAUUGUAGAUGAGCAUGAAGACCAGCAGUGUGAACAUAGCCAAAUAAAAACCACAACUAUAUAUAUUAAGACAGCACCACCACAUUUUUUAACUUGUACUCUUUAGAGCUACACUACAUUUUUCCACUAAUCAACAAUAAUGAUAGAGGUUUUAGCUACUUUAUAUCUUGCAUUCAUGUUGAUCAGUGAUAAUGGCUUUUGCACAACUUUCUGUAAUAAGAAUGUUUUAUUUUUGUUCCAGAUAUAAGAUUCCUUUCUGUAGAAACAAACUUGUUACUGACAGCCUUUUUUUGUUUGCAUAAAUUCACCAUGUGACAAAACCAUGUAACCGUGUUUUGCAGCAAUGUCACUUUACCCCCUGUUGGUGUGCAAACAGCAACCAUUGAGUAAUUGKUUUUUUAGAAGCUGCUACAAUCUUUGCCCUAACAACAUCACCAAACAAUAAAACUGCUUUACUUUGGCUUUAUUUUUUUUAAAUUCAUAUUGAAAGAAUGAAUCAACAUGUUUUGGAAAUAUCUCUAUUGUUUUACAGUUGUUCUUUUCAACUUGUCAUUAGUCAUGAGAAUGUUUUUUAUUUGUAAAAAUGUUAAUUUUUACAUUUUCUUUGGUAUAUUUAAAACAUUUUCACUUAGCUUCAGAUAUAAAAGGUAUCUURAGUGGACAUUUCUGUUGAUUCAGUAGGAUGGUUAUCUGGUUAGUUUAGGACAAAAGCACUCAGUGGUUAUUUUGUUUYUGUUUUCUUUAAACUUUAUUAUUGUGCAUAAUUUGUACAUGUUUAUUUUGUUUGUGUGUGAUAAUUCCUUAUUUGUUUUCUAAGGUAAUGACGAAUAA
Austrofundulus limnaeus is the source of this 3999-nucleotide messenger RNA. RefSeq names its product solute carrier family 12 member 3. Gene Ontology annotation, biological process: cell volume homeostasis; sodium ion homeostasis; sodium ion transmembrane transport. Gene Ontology annotation, cellular component: apical plasma membrane. The record is from RefSeq and is a predicted model, not a curated record. Gene Ontology annotation, molecular function: sodium:potassium:chloride symporter activity. NCBI's taxonomy places the organism in Eukaryota, Metazoa, Chordata, Actinopteri, Cyprinodontiformes, Rivulidae.